GCUCACAUGCGACAACAGAAGGUCAGACAUGGCAGCUUGUGCUGUAGGGCUGGACAAAUUUAUGUUUUCACUGAGGCUAUUACGGAACCUCCGGCUCCAGAAUGAACGGUUCAUAUCCACAUCUGUGUGUCGUCUUGCUGCGGGAAGCAGCGAGGAGCCACCAAAGUUCAUCCCUCCAUCCAAACCUGUCAUCGUGGAUAAAACACAGACUGAGGUGUCUCAGCGGAAGGUGCUGAGCCCAGAGUUCCUCCCUCCCAGACAGAGAACAGACCCUUUUAAAUUCUUCAUGGAGAGGAAAGACAUGAUCCGCAGGAGGAAGGUGCUCGACAUCCCUGAAUUCUAUGUUGGGAGCAUCCUGGCUGUGACCAUGGCCGACCCCAACGCCAGUGGGAAAACUAACCGCUUUGUUGGCAUCUGUAUCCAGAGGGGUGGGAAGGGGCUGGGAGCCACAUUUAUCCUGAGGAACAUCAUCGAUGGCCAAGGUGUGGAGAUCUGCUACGAGAUCUACAGCCCCCGUAUCCAGCAGAUUGAAGUGCUGAAGCUGGAGAAGAGGCUGGACGAUAACCUGAUGUAUCUGAGAGACGCUCUGAGCGAGUACAGCACCGUGGACCCGGACAUGAAGCCGGUGCCCAUUCCCACCACUGGAGAGGUGCCUGUCAAUAAGGUCAAGGUAAAGAUGCGCCCAAAGCCGUGGUCCAAACGCUGGGAACGACCCAAGUUCAAAAUCCAAGGCAUCCGCUUCGACCUGGCCCUGACCCCGGAGCAGAUGGAGCACGCCCAGAAGUGGGCACAGCCUUGGCAGGAGUACGACAUGCUGAAGGAGUACGACAUGUCCAAACUGGAGGUGAAGAUCCUCGACGAGGUCCAGAAGGAGAUGAGCAAGUGAGGACGAUCCUCCUGAAAUGCAAACGUUCAUCAAGUUUACCAUCAACAGACUUUUUCAGGAACAGGAAAGACUGAAAUAUGAGGAUUGGAAGGACGUGGAACAAUCUGCUGGAUUAGGUUAAUCCAAAUGGUUUACUCCAGAUACACCAGUGUAGGUGCGGAGGAGCCAAGAUGGAAGCUGGUGUCGUCGUCUGAGGAGUCAUGUCUGCUUCUGUUUGUCUUGUCAGUGUCAUGGGCCUUAGCUAUGACAUCCAUUAAGUUGUUUCUAUAAUAAAAGCUAUUAAACCUUCCAA
Messenger RNA from Epinephelus lanceolatus (giant grouper), 1178 nucleotides. RefSeq names its product mitochondrial ribosomal protein L19 (gene mrpl19). Gene Ontology annotation, molecular function: structural constituent of ribosome. Gene Ontology annotation, biological process: translation. The record is from RefSeq and is a predicted model, not a curated record. Lineage: Eukaryota; Metazoa; Chordata; Actinopteri; Perciformes; Serranidae. Gene Ontology annotation, cellular component: mitochondrial large ribosomal subunit; ribosome.